This is a messenger RNA of Triticum dicoccoides, 982 nucleotides long. RefSeq names its product glutathione S-transferase 4-like. The transcript has 2 exons. The record is from RefSeq and is a predicted model, not a curated record. Gene Ontology annotation, biological process: glutathione metabolic process. Gene Ontology annotation, cellular component: cytoplasm. Gene Ontology annotation, molecular function: glutathione binding; glutathione transferase activity. Bases 112 to 786 code for a protein of 224 amino acids. Lineage: Eukaryota; Viridiplantae; Streptophyta; Magnoliopsida; Poales; Poaceae.
CGCGCCUACUUAACGAUGAACUUGAUCGGCUAUGUAUAAGCGCAAUCAAGCAAAGCGCAGGCACCCGUACGUCGAUCUCCAAGAAGCGGACGCGGGCUAUCUAAGCAGGCGAUGGCGGCGGCGGUGAAGGUGUACGGGUGGGCGAUGUCGCCGUUCGUGGCGCGCCCAUUGCUGUGCCUGGAGGAGGCAGGCGUCGACUACGAGCUCGUCCCCAUGAGCCGCGAGGCCGGCGACCACCGCCAGCCGGACUUCCUCGCCAGGAACCCCUUCGGCCAGGUGCCGGUUCUCGAGGACGGCGACCUCACUCUCUUCGAAUCGCGGGCAAUCGCGAGGCACGUGCUUCGCAAGUACAAGCCGGAGUUGCUGGUAGGCGACGGCUCGCCGGAGUCGGCGUCCACGGUCGACAUGUGGCUGGAGGUGGAGGCCCACCAGCACCACCCCGUGUUGGUCGCCAUCACGAUGCAGUGCCUCGUCGCCCCGCUCCUCGGCAACGCGCCGGACCAGGCCGUCCUCGACGAGAACCUCGGGAAGCUGGGGAAGGUGCUGGAGGUGUACGAGGCACGGCUGUCGGCAUCCAAGUACCUCGCCGGGGAAUCGGUCAGCAUCGCCGACCUCAGCCACUUCCCGAUGAUGCGCUACUUCAUGGAGACCGAGUACGCGGCGCUGGUAGAGGAGAGCCCCCAUGUCAAGGCGUGGUGGGAGGAGCUCAAGGCGAGGCCGGCGGCCAGAAGGGUGACGGAGUUCAUGCCGCCUGACUUUGGGCUUGGAAAGAAGGCAGAGAAGUGAUGGGUGAUGACAACAACACCGGCAAACUGGCCUGCCGCCUGCGGCUGCGGGCGAUGGUCACCGACAUACGUUCUGUGGCCUGAUACAGACUGAAUUGCAUAAAACCAUCACAUUUUGGGCUUCUUGUGCAGAAAACCACCUGGUCCCUAAUCAUUUACAAAAAUUACCACACAUUCAGUAAACUUUUUGCAAAAAA